Messenger RNA from Salvelinus namaycush (lake trout), 7691 nucleotides. RefSeq names its product ral GTPase-activating protein subunit alpha-1-like. The coding region runs from base 229 to 6585 and encodes 2118 amino acids. NCBI's taxonomy places the organism in Eukaryota, Metazoa, Chordata, Actinopteri, Salmoniformes, Salmonidae. Gene Ontology annotation, molecular function: GTPase activator activity. Gene Ontology annotation, biological process: regulation of small GTPase mediated signal transduction; positive regulation of GTPase activity. The record is from RefSeq and is a predicted model, not a curated record. Gene Ontology annotation, cellular component: nucleus; cytoplasm. The transcript has 41 exons.
GUUUGGAUUGCUAGCAACAUUUUACAUAAACUCUUAUCUGCAAAAUGCACACCUCUCACCGAUUUUAAUUUAUUUGUAUACAUGUUAUCGCCCUUGAAGGCUGUUAGGUCGCAGUACAUAAUCAAACGAUAACGGACCUCCAGCUCUCUUGUGGUUAGCAAUCUUUUGAAGAAGAUUAACAGGGGCUUGCUGCCUCCUACACAGAUUCGUUCGUCUCCUUCUUUCGGGAUGUUCUCAAAAAAGCCUCAUGGGGACGUCAAAAAAUCAACACCGAAAGUGUUGGAUCCCAAAAAAGAUGUACUGACCCGCCUAAAACACCUGCGGAUCGUUAUAGAAAAUGCAGAGUCGGGGGACCUGAAGUAUUUCUUUGACCAGUACUACUCUCACAUCUACUAUGUGUUCUUUGAGAACUUUGUUAUCAUUGAAGUCAGUCUCAAACAAAAAGGUCACAAAUCACAAAGGGAAGAACUUGACUCCAUUCUUUUCAUAUUCGAGAAAAUUCUGCAACUCCUACCAGAGCGAAUACAAGGACGUUGGCAGUUCCACAGCAUAGGCCUCAUUCUGAAGAAGUUAUUGCACACUGGGAACUCUUUAAAGAUCCGAAGGGAGGGUGUACGUCUGUUCCUGCUAUGGAUGCAGGCCUUGCAGGGCAACGCACUGAGAGAGCAGCUAUUGAUUUUUGCCUGUCUGAUCCCUGGCUUUCCAUCUCCCCAGUCAGAGCUGGGCCCUCGAACCCUGGACAACCUGGUCAACCCCCCUCUCAGCCUCCAGGAGACUCAAGUGACUCCAGAAGAGAUCAGUCCCCUGGUCCCUCCUCAGGCAGGGGAUAAAGCCCAGGAAGACCUCACAGGAUACUUUCUAGAGGCUCUUCUGAAAUACAUGGUAAACCAGGCCAAAAGUCUGGAGUGGAAGUGUAAAGACAACCACGAGAAGGGCUUUGCAUUCCUGUUUGUAAACUUCAAGAAAUAUUACCUGCCGCACAUAUUCCCCAACUUCUCCAAGGAGACCAGUUUGUACCAUCCCAUACUGGAGGUUCCUUCGAUGAGACCAAAGCCUUACUACAGUGUGGUGAAGAGAGACCCAGAGACCAACGACACAGUGUACUGUACCAAGGAGAGCCUCCUCAAUGCCCGGGUUAUCUUCAUCCGCUGGCUGGUGUCCUUCUGGUUGGAGCCACGCUCCAACACUGGAACACACAUCCCCGGGGUGGACGGAGAGAGGGAGAGCAUUCCAAAGAACAUCCAGAGGGCAGCAGCAGGGCUGGCAGCGCGGGGACAUGGCCUGGGGGAGGACCUGGGCCCCAGGGCAGACAGCCUGGACAGAGCGAUUGGGUGUGAGCAGGAGCAGUCCCACUCCAACACCUCCACCCUGACGGAGAGGGAGCCCAGCUCCUCCAGCCUGUGUAGUAUGGACGAGGAGCACCUCACUGACAAGGAGGUGGUGAGACGAGUCCUCUGUUCUUCCAGGACUAACGUCAACUUCAUCACCGAGGUCUUCAGACAGGCCUUCCUGUUGCCGAUGUGUGAGGCUGCAGCCAUGAGGAAGGUGGUACGGCUGUACCAGGAAUGGUUCGCCCAGGAGGACAAGCCUGUGUUUAUGAGGGAGCCGGAGGAAGAGAGGUUCUUUACCACGGCUGGAGGGAUCAACCUAGAGCCUGUACCCCAGCAGGACACUGAGAAGGAGAAGGAGGGGGUGAAUAAAGUGUCUGAGAAAGAGCUGCUGGAGUACAGUGUGCAUGCCGGUGUUCAGCCCACUCUACAGGUGUUUGUCACCAACUCUGCCAACGUUUUUCUGCUGGAGCCAGCCAACGAGCUCAAGGUGUUGCUGGAGGAACAUAUUGACAUGUGCAAGAGAGUCCUCAACAUCUACCGCAGCCUGGUCAUGCAUGAAACCAUGGACCAGAAGACAUGGGAGCAGAUCUUGCUGGUGCUGUUGAGGGUGACUGAGUGUGUGAUGAGGAGACCUCCCUCCAUCAUGCCCCAUGGCAAGAAGAACAUCACCCUCUCUGGGAGGCUGGCCGGGGCCAUCUUUCAGACCUUGAUAGUGGCCUGGAUCAAAGGGAACCUGAACGUGUACAUCUCCAGGGAGCUGUGGGACGACCUGCUGGACGUGCUGUCCUCGCUCACCUGCUGGGAGGAGUUGGUCACAGAGUGGUCCCUCACCAUGGAGACGCUCACCAAAGUUCUGGCCCGCAACCUGUACAGUCUGGACCUCAACGAGCUGCCCCUGGACAAGCUGAGUGAACAGAAACAGAAGAAACACAAGGGAAAAGGGGCUGCUCACGAGGGCCAGAAGAUGGCUGUGGACCAUUCGUUCUCUAAGGGCUGGAGCAGGGACCAGCCUGGGAGCGGUCAAGCAGCAGCCAUGAGGCAGCGCAGUGCCACCACCGCUGGCUCCCCGGGCAUGGAGAAGGCCAGGAACAUCAUACGCCAGAAGACUGUGGAUAUGGAGGACCCCCCCAUGGCCAUGGCCUCUCUGGCACCCAGGAUCCGCCACUGCUCCCAGAGCGAAAAUACCCCGGCCUCUGACGUGUUCUCAGCAUCCAGUGACCUGGAACCCCAGGGACCUCCGCUCCCCCGCAGCAGCAGCGCUUCUGACAUCAUGGAGCCCUUCAUCGCUGAGAGGGUCAAAGGCAACAAAGAGGACCCUUGUCAGACGAUGCGUGCUGUGUCCAGUGAUAACGGCAACCAAAACUUUGGAGACCUGAUGGACGAAUUUAUCCAAGAGCGUCUGCGAGCGAGAGGCACCUCUGGCAUGACGAGGCGUGGCAGUAUCCCCGGUAGUCUGGAGAUCCCCAAAGACCUGCCGGAGCUCCUGGACCGUCAGAACGUCACACAACCCAUGGACGACCCUGGUGUGCCCUCUGAGUGGACCUCCCCCGCCAGCAGCAGCGACGUCAUCAGCUCCGACAGCCAAUCAGACUCCUUCAACGCCUUCCAGUACGCCAACUGCAAGUUGGAAAAUUUCAGCUUUGGUCCGGAUGGCUGUGGUGCGGGGUCUUUGGACCAGGAUAACGCUAGCCUUGGAGGGGUUCCCCAGACUGCAGAGGAACAGGAGCUGUCCAGCCUCACGACCCUGCACAUAGAUUCAGAGACCAGCAGUCUGAGCCAUCACGGCCUGUCUGCAGACGCCAUCACCAUCACAGGUUCAGAGAGUGCGUCCCCGAUGCAUUCCCUGGGUGGUUCCUGCUCACAGAGCCCGUCUCCAGCCACCCUGACCGCUGAACACAUAGGGAUGCAGCACGAGGACCUGCAGCUGGAUGAGAAACUACAUCACUCUGUACUACACACUCCUGAUGACCUGGAAACCAGUGAGUUUCCUACAGAGGACUGCAGUGUGAUGGCCGGUGGCUCCCUGACCGGUUGGCACGCUGAUGUUGCCACGGUGAUGUGGCGGAGGAUGCUAGGCAUUCUGGGUGAUGUGAACACCAUUAAGGACCCAGAGAUCCACGCGCAGGUCUUUGACUACCUUUGUGAGCUGUGGCAGAACCUGGCCAAGAUCAGAGAUAAUCUUGGCAUCUCUCUGGACAACCAGUCAUCUCCUCCUCCCCCGGUCCUCAUCCCUCCCCUCCGGAUCCUCACCCCCUGGCUCUUCAAAGCGACCAUGCUGACAGAGAGGUACAAACAGGGGAAGCUACACGCCUACAAGCUCAUCUGUAAGAUCAUGAAGAGGAGGCAGGACGUUUCGCCCAACUCAGACUUCCUCACACACUUCUACAACAUCAUGCACUGUGGCCUUAUGCACGUCGACCAGGACAUAGUGAACACUAUCAUUAAGCACUGUUCUCCUCGGUUCUUCUCCAUCGGGCUGCCUGGAGCCACCAUGCUUAUCCUGGAUUUCAUCAUCGCAGCCAGCAGAGUCACAGCCUGCUCCUCCCUCAAUGCCCCACGGGUGGAGGCUCAGAUCCUGCUGGGUUCUCUGGUGUGUUUCCCUAACCUAUACGAGGAGCUGCCUGCCCUACACCCCACCAGCGCUGAUGUGGUCAUGACCAAGUUCAGAGACGUUAAGGAACACAUCAUCAAACACAUCCUGAGUUCAGCCAUAGAUGAGCCUUCAGCCCCAGCCAGGUGUGUGGCCCUGUGCAGUCUGGGUAUCUGGCUGUGUGAGGAGUUGGUCCACGGCACCCAGCACCCUCAGAUCAAAGAAGCCCUCAAUGUCAUCUGUGUCACUCUAAAGUUUCCAAAUAAAACUGUCGCGCUGGUGGCCUCCGACAUUCUGCACUUGCUCAUAAACUAUGUCGAUGACCUUCAGAAAUUCCCCCUCGACACUCCAAAGAAAAUAGUUGAGAUCCUCAUAGCGACUAUCACUCACCUGCUUCCCGCUACAGAAUCCUCGCCUCAUGAACUGGACAAGAGGUUGGUGGUGUCUCUGCUGUUGUGCCUGCUGGACUGGGUGAUGGCUCUGCCUCCUAAAACUCUGCUGCAGCCUGUCCAAACCCUCAGCCCUGACAAGGAGAAGCCAGACAAGUCUGUCCUCAGCUGUAUCUACAAGGUGCUGCAUGGCUGUGUGUAUGGGGCCCAGAACUUCAACAGCCCUAGGUAUUUUCCUAUGAACCUGUCAGACCUGACCAGUCCAGACUACGACCCCUUCCUGCUACUGGAGAGUCUGAAGGAACCAGAGCCCCUCCACUCCCCUGACUCAGAACGCUCCUCCAAACUACAGCCUGUCACUGAGGUGCGGAGCCGUAUCCAGCAUGGUCUGAUCUCCAUCGCGGCCAGGACAGUCAUCACCCACCUGGUCAACCACCUUGGGCACUACCCCAUGUCUGGAGGCCCUGCUACCCUGACCAGCCAGGUGUGUGAGAACAUGGACAACCCCUACAGCGAUAGCCCUGACCUGGCCCCAGAGCUCUUCGAUGGGCCCAACCUACAGUUCUUUGUCCUGAACGGCACCACCCUCCUAUCCUGUCUGCAGGUCCGUGCUGAGGACGGUGUGCCUGGUGGAGGAAUGUCUGCAGGCCUCACCACCACCAGUGCCUGUGUGAGGGUUAUCGUCCGAGACAUCUCCGGAAAACACUCGUGGGAUUCGGCUGUGCUGUACGGGCCACCUCACUGUGGUGUUCCCAAUCAGCCCCUGCACCUCUACAGUAACACACCAACAGAGAGAAGGACUACAGAAGGGGAGAAGGAGAAGAACUGGGUUGGAGACCCUAUAGAGAAGGAAGAAGAGGAGAGGCAAGAGGGGGCAGCACUGGAGGAAGAGGAGGAGGUGGUGGUGCUGGGAGAGGAGGAGCAGGGGGAGGCUGUGGAGGAGGAAGGAGAGGAAGAAGAGGAGGAAGUGGAAGGUGUGUUGGAGCUCAUGGCCCCGCAAGCUAAGCGUGUGUGUCGCGAGGCGGUCCCGUCCUGGAACUCCCUGCGAGAAGAAGAUGUUCUAGAUGAGAUGCUGCAGUACCUGGGUUACUCCAGCCCCGAGUGCCUUCAGCGUGCCGGAGGCCCCCUUAACAUCCCCGCCCCACCCCCUGUCUGCGUGUCGGAGAAGCAGGAGAACGACGUGAUCAACUCCAUCCUGAAGCAGUGUGCAGAGGAGAGGGACUUUGCGGUGCACAGGGGGAAUGGGCUGAACAUGAGGGCCAUGGAGCAAGGGGAGCCAGGGCCUCAGAGGCCCCAGUCAGCCUUCUACUACUGCAGGUUGCUACUCAACAUCCUGGGCAUGAACUCCUGGGAGAAGAGGAGCAACUUCCAUCUCCUGAAGAAGAACGAGAAGCUGCUUAGAGAGCUUAAGAACCUCGACUCCAGACAGUGUCGAGAGACGCACAAAAUAGCCGUGUUUUACGUGGCGGAGGGGCAGGAGGACAAGCACUCUAUCCUGUGUAAUACCAGGGGGAGUCAGGCCUACGAGGACUUUGUCUCUGGGCUGGGCUGGGAGGUGAACUUGACCAGUCACUGUGGCUUUAUGGGAGGUCUUCAGAGGAACAAGAGCACUGGUCUGACCACGCCUUACUUCGCCACCUCCACCGUUGAGGUCAUGUUCCACGUCUCCACACGGAUGCCCCCCGACUCAGACGACUCACUCACGAAAAAGCUAAGGCAUCUUGGGAAUGACGAGGUGCACAUUGUGUGGUCUGAGCACUCGCGGGACUACAGGAGAGGCAUCAUCCCUACGGAGUUUGGAGACGUCCUCAUCAUCAUCUACCCCAUGAAGAACCACAUGUACAGCAUCCAGAUCCUCAAGAAGCCAGAGGUACCGUUUUUCGGGCCCCUGUUCGAUGGAGCCAUAGUGAAUGAGAAGAUCCUUCCCACCAUGGUCCGGGCCACGGCUCUCAACGCCAGCAGGGCUCUUAAAUCCCUCAUCCCCCUUUACCAGAACUUCUACGAGGAGAGAGCGCGUUACCUGGAGACCAUCGUACAGCACCACCUGGAGCUAACCACCUUCGAGGACUAUGCAGCAAGGGUCUUCUGCCCCGCCCCCUACCACCAUCUCCCGUCAGACCCAGGCUCAUGCCUCGAGAGUCAGCAGGGAGAAAGUCCAGCAGCAGCGCUUCUAGACGGGGCCGACCAGUUAGCCUUGCCAAUGUCCCCUCGUACUAGCAAGAGCCGUAUGUCCAUGAAGCUCCGACGCUCCUCCGGCUCGGCCAACAAGACCUGAUCGGACUUUCCCUCCGCUGACCCUCCUCCACGUCACACCCAGCGAGAGUUCACAGCCUUCAGACGAAGAGACUGACUCUCUCUCUCUGUACCGUACAGCUAGGACUGCACUACACUGCAACUACCAGCCUUUACCUGCUAACAGCGAUGCAUUGCAUGUUAUGUACUCCAACUACAUGGACAUGGACACACCUGCCUUGCAUGGUCAGACUCCGCAUCUCCCCUACUGUACAACCCUUCCAAGAUGCAGGAUUAGGCCCUUGAACAGAGCCAGGCCCUUGGGGGCCAGCCUAGGGUCCCCCAGGACUGAGCUUGUGCUAGCAAAGCUCCAACAGAAUUAACAUGUCUCUUGGGCAAGGUUUUCUAACUAUGCUCACCACCACAAACUUUUCACUCCAGAGAAAUGUGGAAAGAGAGCAAAAUAUAAUAUAUUUAGAUAUAGAUAUAUUUAGGAAGCAGCAUCGGUUCCGUUGUGUACAGAAAGCGUAAAGGCAACAUGACAGAUGUGUAUUUUCAAUGUGAUUAGGAUUGUUGAUGGUUGAAAUCACUUGAUAUUUGACUGAGAGGAGGAGCUAGAGUGUUAUCUCUGCUGUGGUUGUAGCUGUUGUUGUCCCUGAGCAGAGUGAUCAAUAUCUAGUAUCCCAUCCCCCUGGCUCUCUGGGCCUCUGACCCACUAGGAAAGUGAUUGUAAGAACUUGAGUUUGUAAGAAAGAACAAAGAAACACAAAGUAAGAAAAAUCUUAUUUUUUAUAUUUGGUCACUGUGUCCACCACGAGACAUUUAUAUAUUUGUACUAUACUCUGUAUAUACAGAAGUGUUGCCACUUUCUUUAUGCUUGGACUGAAGCAAUGUUGGCUAGUGUUUGAUGAUAAGGAGAUAAACGUUUUGAGGUUGAAAUAAGUUUGUCUAUAGAGUUGUAAGAUGGAAAUUGUUUGGUUAAAGUGAAGCAUUUCUUGUUACAUUUUGUUUUGAUUUUCACACUAAACUGUGGAACUGAUUGACUUUCUGAGUAUAAUAUUCACUACUGUUUGCCUUUUUAGGGGUCACAUAACAUUUUUAUUAUGAUUGUAAAUGAGUUUUUCACCUGAUAAAGAAUGUUGCAGAUGA